CUCUCCUGGGAGGUUAAGGGCUGGUGCACCCGCUUUCCUGUGCUCCUCCAUCACAAGCCAGGUAAAUAGUCGAUGGGGUUGAAUUUUGAGUUGUUUCGAAAAGCCCCAUCUCUCGAGCUAUGCUUCUUCGGAAAUACCUUGUAAAAAAUUUAAAAAUGAAACCUGUGAUCCCGUACUAUUUGAUUUUUGGAUGCUUUUGGCUUGGUAUCUUUUUCGAAUCUGCUAAACAUAUUUUGGUUCACAGUGAUGCUUACCCUCAUAAGUGGGAGAAAUUAUACUUGGUUCAUCAUUGGCCAGUGACUGUCUGUAAGAUGAGUAAAAAUGAUUGCAAAGAUCCAGAAAUGUACUGGACAAUUCAUGGGCUCUGGCCUGAUAAAACAGAAGACUGUAAUAAAACCUGGCACUUCAACAUAUCUGAACUUCAGGAUAUCAUGGGAGACAUGAAGCAAUUUUGGCCAGAUGUGCUUCAUCCAAAUCAUACCAGUUUCUGGAAGCAUGAAUGGGACAAACAUGGGACUUGUGCAGCAACACUGGAAACUCUUAAUUCUCAGAAAAAGUACUUUAGUAAAGCACUGGAAUUCUAUAAAAAAAUUAACCUUAACAGUUAUCUCUUGAAAGUGGGAAUAAAACCAGGCAGUACCUACUAUGAGCUGGCAGCCAUCAGAGAUGCUCUUACAAGUGUUUACAGUGUGGAACCAAAGAUUCAGUGUCUUUCUCCAGAAGAGGGUCAACUACAAACAAUUGGCCAGAUAAAAUUCUGCCUCACCAAGGAGUUUACACUGAGAAACUGCACAGAGUCCACAUCCAUUUCUUCUUCUUACCAUGAACACUUCUUCAAAGAAGAGGAACUGUCAAUCUGCAAUGAUACCCUAACAUAUUAUCCUUCACAUUUGCAUACUUAGAAGUACUUGCAAAUGUUGCUGCCGAGAAAACAUAACCUUUUUUUUUUUUUUACUCCAGAAGAAUAUUGUGAAACUUUGCUUGAAAUGUUUAAGUUCUCCUUGUUUUGGAUGCACCACACACAAAUGCCAAUAUUGGUAUCAAAACUAUCAAAGAUGGAGAGGAUUCAUUUCUGUGGAUUAAUUCUUCUCUACAUUUGUGCUACUAAAUUACCAUUGCUUCUGUUUUUUAAAAGUGAACUUAAUACAUUUUAGGAAUUUCUUCUUCAAGUUAAGUGGUUCUAAAUACUUUUACCUGCCAGUGAUUUCAGUAAACCAGACUUUCAAGUUAGUAGGUACUUGCCUCAGGUUUUUAUGUAGUAACUUAAAGGGUGUGAAAACUUUCCCCAAAGAACUUAAUCAUUUCUGCUGUGCAAAUACUAUUGGCAACAAUGAAGGUGCAAUACUCAUAUUCAGAAAAGGUAAUUUUUUUUUAAGAUUGCACUUUCGGAGGUAACUAUCAGUUGUCAGUGAAUCUCCUUGAAGUAAUGGGGGCUUUUUGUUAAUUCUCAAGAUAUUGAGUGAUUUAUUUUCCUUGUUGGGUUCCAGGUCUCUAUCUUCAUUUCUGUUUUUAUGGUCAAGCCCUGAAUAUCCAGUACUGGUUAUGAUAGCAUUUCUGUUUGUUUCUACUAAAUACAUUUAAGUAGUUUUCUACUCUAAAUGUUCUGUGGUAGCAAUCUGCAAUAUUGUAUUGCACAACUGCUGCCUUUCAGUUUUCAGCUGUUUCUUUAAGCUUAUUAAUUGCAUUGUGUGUCACUUGCUGAUCUAUUGUAGGCUUAAAAAGCGUAGAACAGAUUGUGGUUUUAAGCAAGAAGUACACUACCUAGCCCUUUUGCAGUGAUUUAUGCUUGACAUAUUUUUUAAUUCUGAAUUGCCAAUAUAAAUCUCAAAGGGUGAAAUUUUGCAAACAAAACAUCUAUCACUUUUGGGAUUCUUCCCCAGUUUUGAGUUCUAGCCUAAAUUUUUGAGUUCUGGGUUCCAUGUAUGAGAUUUAAAAUCACCUGGAUUUUAUCUAAUCUAAUUUUUACCAUCAAAAAUAAUUUGAAAAGAUUCAGGGUCCAUUUAUCUCUGACAGAAUCCAUCACUUUCAAAUAUAUGGGGAAAACCAUGUAACUGAUGCAUACGGAAAGCUGUUGUGUGCACGCGUACACACACACACGCACGCACACACUUUUCUUUCUUUUUUAAAAAAGGAGCUAGCAGGGAGCAAUUAUGUGUUGCUUUUAAAUCUAAGUUAUCUCUGUAAGCUAGUAAUGUGCCUUAAAUGGUACCCUUCACAGACAUAUGAUUUCCCCGCCCCCUGUAUAUAGAAUGGUGGCUGUUUAUACCAAUAAAACUACUAUUUGCAUAUGA
Messenger RNA from Elgaria multicarinata webbii, 2291 nucleotides. It is a transcript of the gene RNASET2, whose product is annotated as ribonuclease T2. The record is from RefSeq and is a predicted model, not a curated record. Gene Ontology annotation, cellular component: extracellular region. Bases 120 to 902 code for a protein of 260 amino acids. Gene Ontology annotation, molecular function: ribonuclease T2 activity; RNA binding. The transcript has 10 exons. NCBI's taxonomy places the organism in Eukaryota, Metazoa, Chordata, Lepidosauria, Squamata, Anguidae. Gene Ontology annotation, biological process: RNA catabolic process.